UCACGUACGUACGUUACGUCACUACGCACCAUCAGCUGUUGACACGCUGAAGCGCAGCAAUUUCGACCUCCGGGGCGUUGUGCGUGUAGACUUUGCUCUUAUUGUGGCUGUUUUAAAACGCGCAUGCUGUUUGCAAACGGCCUGCUAACAAAGCAUAUGCUGCCAUGAGUGCUUUGUGCCGUCUCAUCCACAGAGGACUACUGAGCGGCCGGUCGUCAUUUCGUUUAUUCCCCGGACAGCAGGAUGUGUGCGGGGUGGCUCCCUGCCUCCGGACCGCCAGCUCAUGCAGCCCACUCAACUUGACCUAUGAUGUCUUGGAUGGGAAGGGAGAGAGUACUCCCCUGGUGUUUCUCCAUGGGCUCUUUGGCAGCAAAUCUAACUUUCACUCAAUCGCGAAGUCCUUGGUGCAGCGCACAGGUCGAAAGGUGCUGACUGUAGAUGCCCGUAACCAUGGCAACAGCCCUCACAGUCCAAUGCUGACCUAUGAUGCGAUGGUCGGUGAUUUGAAACACCUCCUCGCUCAGCUACACAUCGAGAAGUGUGUCCUCAUCGGCCAUAGCAUGGGAGGAAAGACAGCCAUGAUGACUGCUCUGACCCAGCCGAGUUUAGUGGAGAGGUUGGUGGUAGUGGAUAUCAGUCCAGCCCAGUCCAGUACACGCACCAACUUCCACCGUUACAUCAAGGCCAUGCAGGAGGUGAAAAUCUCCAGUGAUAUCCCACGCUCCACCGCUAGGCGAAUGGCUGAGGAUCAGCUGCGCACUUUGGUCAAGGAGCACUCGGUACGUCAGUUCUUGCUGACCAACCUGGUGGAGCUGAACGGACACUACGGCUGGAGGGUCAACUUGGAAGCCAUCUCGGCUAACCUUGAUGACCUCAUUAGUUUCCCCAGCUUUAACACCGUCUAUGAGGGACCUACGCUGUUUUUGGGUGGAACCAGUUCGGCCUAUAUCAGCUCCGAAGAUUACCCAGAAAUCCAGAGGCUGUUCCCCAACGCCGAUAUCCAGUACAUACCAGAUGCAAGCCACUGGAUCCACGCAGACAAACCCUUAGAUUUCAUCAGCUCCAUCAUCUCCUUCCUUCACUCCUAGCUGCCUCCUGUUGACACCUCAGUACAUCUGCGUGCUCAGCUCCUCUGAGCAGCCCCUCCCCGAAGAGGAAGGUGAGAAUUCAGCGGUUUGAGUAAGAACGAAUGGAGUCAUUAAUGAAGCUAAUAUCUGUCAACACCGGACCAAUCUCACCCUUUUACAGUCAUCUCUUAACAGUGUCGCACUUAGUGUAGAGUAGUGUAGUGUAGGUGAAUUUUAGUUUUGUUUCUCUGCCAGACAGAUAGUGUAACUAGACCGGCAGGUUUCCUGAUGUGUUUUCAUUCAUUUUUAGGUUGGUAGGUAGUCAAUAGCAUUGAAUAUAUCUCCAGUUUAACCUAACCAGCUUUUAUGGGGGCAAUGUACUAAUCCAAAGAAAUUUGCACAGUGUUCUUUAUGUAGAUACAUUUAUGCCAGUAUAAUAGAAACACGGCUUAAUGCCAAGUACAAUCUGGGACUGCUGAGGUGGACCAGCAGUCUUAUGGAGGGAUAUAAAAGUUCUGACAGCACUAGAAUGAAACAAAUACUGUAAAAUAUGAGAGGCUCCUCUUGUAGAGACAUGAAGAAUGUGGAAAGCAGAACCAGUUUAUUGUCAGGACACUCCUGCUCUGCACGGAGGCUGUAACACAGACUGUGUGUGAACAGAUGUUUUGAUGUAGGACUUGACAGUGGUUGUACAUUGAGUAUUUUGGUCUGGGACUUUUAAUUUCGACAUCCUCUCCUCUGUGUGUCGGAGGUGAUUGUACUGAUCGGUUGUGCCGUCACAACUCGAGGUCACUGAGAGCGCUGGUUUUAUUUUUAUGCCAACAUAAUUGGUCUAUGACAGCUAAGCUGAAACACUCAAUGCAGCAUUGUCACAACCUGUUUCCUGAAUAUCUCAGGUUAUGACUGGAUAUAAUAAUUAUAUUCUACUCUUGUACUACUUCUGUGUCUGUUGGGCCAUAAGCCUUGGUAACGUCGUGGUGUCUGUAUUCGCUCAGUCCAGUCAGUGUUUUGAUGAAAGAUGUUUUAACGAUUAUCUGUAUCUCACUUAUCUAUACAAGUGCGGCGCAAAGUUAUGUGGGUAUUUCACAGUUAUAUGCUGCAACAAUGUACGUUAUCUAAUUGUAACAGUCAUGUUGUUUCUGUGUCCAUGGGGUUGAACAGUACAGUCCAGUAGUGAAACUGCCAUCAGUGUGAAUAAGCAGGGUGUUGUGAAUUUCUAUGUGCCUCUUUUGUCAAGAGCUUCUUUUCCAUUUCUGUACAACCUGAUAUAAAAACCUUUUACCCUACAAGAAUAUCUAGCAGUCUUCAGAUUGGCAGCUGGCUUGCCAGUUUUGUGUGAAUUUUCUCAC
This is a messenger RNA of Monopterus albus (swamp eel), 2416 nucleotides long. RefSeq names its product abhydrolase domain containing 11 (gene abhd11). Gene Ontology annotation, molecular function: carboxylic ester hydrolase activity. The record is from RefSeq and is a predicted model, not a curated record. Gene Ontology annotation, biological process: lipid metabolic process. NCBI's taxonomy places the organism in Eukaryota, Metazoa, Chordata, Actinopteri, Synbranchiformes, Synbranchidae. Gene Ontology annotation, cellular component: mitochondrion. The transcript is spliced from 6 exons. Bases 165 to 1088 code for a protein of 307 amino acids.